Megalopta genalis is the source of this 1180-nucleotide messenger RNA. Its product is annotated as transmembrane emp24 domain-containing protein 6. The record is from RefSeq and is a predicted model, not a curated record. NCBI's taxonomy places the organism in Eukaryota, Metazoa, Arthropoda, Insecta, Hymenoptera, Halictidae.
CCGAUGCCAGCGCGAGAGUUAAGUUGUGGUUGUAUGGUUGUAUUGUAGAGUUGAAGUUGUACCCUGUAGCCUGUAGCUUGUCAGUCGUUGUGAAAGCGAUUGUCGGACGGGUGGAUCAUUGUAAUGAUCUAUUCGAUCAAACGCAUAGAAUGUAUAAUUUUUUACGAAGUCUGGUUCUCGGGGUGGUUUUCGGCCUUGUGAACAGCAGCUUGUCUGCGUCCUGGAACGAGCCUUUGCCAUUGGUAAUCGCGAACUAUAAAGUACACGUCGAUGCGGGAAAGGAGGAUUGUUACUUUCAAUAUGCUUCCGUUGGAGCCGAUUUUUAUGUGCAUUUCCAGGUGAUAAGAGGUGGAGAUGGUAAAGCUGCUAUGUCUGUAAGAAAUCCAGAUGGCAUAAUAGUUCAUCCUUAUCAAUGGCUCCCUAAUUCAGCUUAUCAGGAUUCCGUGAAAAAGGCUGGAUAUUAUUGUAUUUGCGUGGAUAAUCAGUUUUCACGAUUUGCUUCAAAAUUAGUCAAUUUAUAUAUCUCUGUGAUCAGGUAUGAUAAGUGGGAUAAAUAUGCUAAGGAGCUGGAAGAAUUGAAUCUUUCCGUUGAUAAUUUUACGAACUCGGUAACAAAUGUGGAAAAGAAUGUUAAUGAAAUGUACCAAACGCAAUAUUUAAGCAGAAGUAGAGAAGAACGAGAUUUCAAUUUACUGCUAGACAACAAUUUUUAUGUCCAAAUGUGGUCCAUCACUCAGAUAACGGUCAUAAUAGUAACGACAACGGUGCAAAUAUAUUUUGUUAGAAAAUUAUUCGAGGUGAAACCAUCGAAAUUUUCUAGAGCAGGCAUAUAAACAAAGCGUAAUAUCGCGCGACGAACUUGCUCUAAUUCUUGGAGACAAGUUACAGUUUCCAUUCCUACUAUCCUCAGUUUAAAGUUAAUAAUACACUAUACAACAACAUAUAAUAUAUUUUUUUCUUUCACACGGAACGGUGAGAACCUACAAUGUAAGACUGUCUCGCAUUUCACGUUUGCGCCAAGAGACGCAAGUUUUUACUCAUUUUUACAAUUGCAUUUUAAUAUAGAUCAAGAGAUUCUAUUUACGUAUAGUUGUAUUUAUUGAAAGAAAAAAAAGAAAACACUGUAUUUAUACGAAAGUAUUGUAAUAAAUUACGACGUACUUUUGUUAUAUUCAUUUGA